GUUGAGGCGGCUUUCCCCGCUGGGCGGAUCCUGGCGCAGGCGCAGUGGCUCGGGCAGCCUGAACCCGCGGCUCCGCCUUAGGGAGGAGGGCCGCCCUGCGCCCCUUGCUGGUCCGGGUCUCCCGGGGGCUCACCCGAGCGAUGCCCCGCUAUUGCGCAGCGAUUUGCUGCAAGAACCGCCGGGGAAGAAACAAUAAAGACCGGAAGCUGAGUUUUUACCCGUUUCCACUACAUGACAAAGAAAGACUUGAAAAGUGGUUAAAGAAUAUGAAGCGAGAUUCAUGGGUUCCCAGUAAAUACCAGUUCCUGUGUAGUGACCAUUUUACUCCUGACUCACUUGACAUCAGAUGGGGUAUUCGAUAUUUAAAACAAACUGCAGUUCCUACAAUAUUUUCUUUGCCUGAAGACAAUCAGGGAAAAGAGCCUUCUAAAAAAAAAUUCCAAAAGAAAAAAUUGGAAGAUGAGAAAGAAGUAUGCCUAAAAGCCAAGUCAGAAGAAUCAUUUGCAUUAAAUGAGGCAAAGAGAAAUACAGUUAACAUGAAUGUGCUCCCUGAAAGUGCAGAAUUACUUGGUUCAUCUGCCUUUGUGAAGCCAUCAGCUGCAAAAACAGGAUGUAUACAGAAUAACUCAGUAACUCUUAGUCUAGUUAAACAAGAUAUCAGAAAACCAGAAUCUUUCUUGGAAACAUCAGUUAACCAAGAUAAAUGUAUAGGUGAUCUUCACACAUCUUUCGAGAACCUAAAUUCUACAACUGUUAAUUUUACUACUUCAAAUUCAGAAGGUAUUCAACAAUCUUUGGAAACCCAAGAAGUACUUGAAAUAACUACCAAUCAUCUUGCUAAUCCAAACUUUACAAAUAAUUUCAUGGAAAUUAAGUCAGCACAGGAAAAUCCAUUCUUUUUCAGCUCAAUUAAUCAGACAGUUGAAGAAUUAAAUACAAAUAAAGAAUCCAUUAUUGCCAUUUUUGUACCUGCAGAAAAUUCUAAACCUACAGUUAAUUCUUUUAUAUCUACCCAAAAAGAAGCCAUAGAAAUGGAAGAUAUAGACAUUGAAGACUACUUACAUAAGGAUGCAGACUAUGGGACAGAAGUUUUACAGAUUGAACAUUCUUACUGCCGACAAGACAUAAAUAAGGAACAUCUUUGGCAGAAAGUCUCUAAGCUACACUCAAAGAUAACUCUUCUUGAGCUACAAGAGCAGCAAACCCUGGGAAGAUUGAAGUCUUUGGAAGCUCUUAUAAGGCAGCUGAAGCAGGAAAGCUGGUUAUCUGAAGAAAAUGUCAAGGUUAUAGAAAACCAUUUUACAACAUAUGAAGUCACUAUGCUAUAGAGUAGAUAUUUUAAGCUAUUACUGUUAUAUAAGCACUUUCCAGACAAACCAAAUUAUAUGUAAAGUGGACUUUUUCUUGUAUAAAAUUCUUAACUUAAUGAACCUAUGAUAGUGUUCUAAUGUGAUCUGCAUUCCGUUCUUGUAAUCUUCAUUUUUUAGAAAAAUUGGAGAGUUGGACUGGAGAGGAAAAUGGUUUUAUUACUUGAUAAUUUUCCAAAUUAAAGGUAAAAUGCAGUGAAUGAAUAGUGUGAUUCAGUGCUAACAUGAGAGUACAAAGAUUUGGUCAAAAAAGCCCAAAUAGAAGUCAGGCCCAGGAGUCAAUCCUAGUUCUAUUAUUGGCAUAUGACUUGAGGACGUUACUUAUCAAGUUUGCGCCUUAGUCAAUAAUCUAUAAACUAAAAGCACUUAACUAGAUCUCUGAUAACGUUUCUUUAUAGUUUCUUCUCUCUCUGUUAAGAUGCUUUUAUUAGAAUAGGUUUUCUAUAAGAUAAUAUAUGCUUACAUAAUACUAAGUGUUAGUUAAAAUUGGAUGAUGUUAACUUUUGGAAUAUCCUCAAUAUUUAUUAAAUUCUGUAUUGUUUGAUCUUUCGGCCAUAGAAUCUGUAAUAUAAAGGAAGAUAUACCCUUUAUAAUUUUAUUCUAGUUGAACUAAACUAAGGAACCACCUAUUAAGCCAGUUCUUAGGACAGGUACUUCACAGUUGAAGGAAUAUGUAUUUCAUUACUUUAUAUGUAGCUAAUCAUAAUACAUGGUCAUUUAAGCUUCUUAACAUUCUGUAUAUAGUUAUAAACCAAAAAUUUUAAUGAGGCUAAUUUUAAAUACACAUAUUUUAGAAAUAAUAGUUCCUGUUUCUUAAUAGAUGUAGCUUUUAAACUGCUUGAGCCAUUUUUUAAUUUCAAAAUCAGGGUGAUGCUUAAUACUAUACAUUCCCACUUAUGUAUAUUUUAUUAAAACUUAUAAGAAAUUAAUGAUAAAUGGCAAUGACCUUAGGGAGACAAAGGUUCUCUAAAGAGAGACAAAUGAUGAUGAUAUAAAUAAAAAUGCUGCUUCUAUCUACACAGAUUUAAGAAAAAUAUAAAAUCAAAGACUUUGUGGUAACAACACAAAUGUGAAAAUAGAUGUUUCCUUAAAAUUGAAGACAAUAUGAUAUGUUACUACCCAUGGUGCUGAGCAAGUUUCUAUUGGUCUGAUUCUUAAGUUUUCUCAUCUACUAAAUAGAAAAUACCCUUAUCAGUCUGAAAGGAUGGUUUUGAAAAUCCUGUAAGGUAACAUGUUUUUGGUCCUGGAAAAUAGGAGGUGCUCAAUAAAUAUUAGUUAACACUGAGCUGCGAAUAAUAUGCUAAUUGUUUUGUAAAUGCAUGAUGAUUUUGGGGGGCUAUAUUUCACAUAGUUUCUUCAGGCUAAUAAAAUUAAUUGCUAUUAUAUGAAA
Molecule: messenger RNA, 2757 nt
Organism: Carlito syrichta (Philippine tarsier)
Lineage: Eukaryota; Metazoa; Chordata; Mammalia; Primates; Tarsiidae
Gene: THAP5
Product: THAP domain containing 5
Exons: 3
Coding region: 141-1328 (395 amino acids)
Cellular component (GO): nucleus
Source: RefSeq, a predicted model, not a curated record